UUUCAAGUCAUCAUCGUCUCUCUCUCUCUCUCUCUCUCUCCUCGCUUUCUGAGACUCGAUUUCUUCUUCUUCAGAUCCGUCGAGUUUCUUUUUCUAGAAUCUUCUUCAGAAUCUAUACAUACAUAGAGGCAGCUUUAUCUAUCGAUUUCACAAACCCUAGCUCCGGCGAUCUUAAAUCUACAAAAUCCAUGGCGUCUUCACCAGGUAACACUAACCCUCACAAUCCUCCUCCCUUCGAUAUCAGCAAUUUUUUCAAACCCUCGCCAAGCCCUUACCCUACGCCACCGGGUUCUUAUCCUCCACCCGCCGGACCUUUUCUUCACAACCAGUAUCACCAGCAGCUCUACACGCCGCCUGGAAUCGCUGGCCAACUAUCUCCGGCGGCGUCCUCGGCAGCGCUGGCACAGCAGCAGCAACAGGAGGCGCCUCCGGCUUCCUCAUCCGCCGCUGCUAACUUGCACCCGCCGAGAUCGCUUUCCUAUCCUGCGCCACCUCUCAACCUCCAAUCGCCCCGAGCGAAUCACAACCCCGGUACGCACAUCCUCGCUCUCCUCAACAAUAAUAAUGGCGGAAGCGCCAACAGUGGCGCCACGGCCAAUCAAGAUCCGUCGCCUCAGCACCCAGGGCUGCAUCCACACGAGGUCGCACGGCCAUUCCCGGGCGGUCCGGUUCCAAUCCGUGCUCAGAGCUGUAAGCUACCCAAAGGAAGACGCUUGGUCGGCGAACAUGUGGUGUACGAUGUGGACGUGAGAUUGCAGGGAGAGAUUCAACCGCAACUCGAGGUGACUCCGAUUACCAAAUACGGGUCGGAUCCGCAGCUCGUAGUGGGUCGACAAAUCGCGGUGAAUAAGGUCUACAUAUGCUACGGUCUGAAGGGAGGGAAUAUUCGGGUUCUCAACAUAAACACCGCAUUGAGAUCUUUGUUCCGCGGCCAUACUCAGAGAGUAACGGACAUGUCAUUCUUUGCGGAAGACGUUCACCUGUUGGCUAGCAUUAGUCUAGAGGGAAAAGUUUUUGUAUGGAAAAUUUCUGAAGGUUCAGAAGGAGAGGAUCAGCCCCAGAUAUCUGGAGGAAUGGUUCUUGCUGUUCAGAUAUUAGGGGAGGAGGACACAAAGCAUCCACGUGUGUGCUGGCACUCUCACAAGCAGGAAAAUUUGGUGGUUUCAAUUGGAAAAAACAUAUUGCGGAUUGACACUACCAAAGUUGGCAAAGGUGCAGUAUAUUCAGCGGAGGCACCUCUUCAGUGUCUUCUUGACAAGCCGAUUGAUGGCGUGCAACUUGUUGGUAAACAUGAUGGAGAAGUUACUGAUUUGUCGAUGUCCCAGUGGAUGAAAACUCGCUUGGUUUCUUCUUCAGUGGAUGGCACGAUUAAGAUAUGGGAAGACCGUAAGGCACAACCACUUGCAGUUUUAAGACCACAUGAUGGUCAUCCAGUCAAUUCAGCCACAUUCAUGACAGCUCCUGAGAGACCUGAUCACAUCAUACUUAUCACGGGGGGUCCUCUAAACCGAGAAAUGAAGAUUUGGGUCUCAGCUGGUGAGGAAGGGUGGCUCCUACCGACUGAUUCUGAAUCAUGGAAGUGCAUCCAGACACUUGACCUAAAAAGUUCAGCUGAACCACGAGCUGAAGAGGCGUUUUUCAACCAAGUCGUUGCAUUGUCUCAAUCAGGGCUGCUUUUACUUGCAAAUGCAAAAAGGAACGCCAUCUAUGCCGUGCAUUUGGACUAUGGUUCUUGUCCAGUUGAGACAAGGAUGGAUUACUUGGCAGAAUUUACAGUCACUAUGCCUAUAUUGAGUUUUACAGGGACAAAUGAUCCUCCUGAAGAGCAUAUUGUUAAGGUUUACUGUGUUCAGACUCAAGCUAUCCAGCAAUAUACUUUAGACUUAUGCCAGUGCUUGCCCCCUCCUACAGAGAACAUGGGUUUGGAGAAGUCAGAUUCAACUGUCUCACGGGAGGUGAAUCUUGCUGAAGGCACAUCAGAUGCAGCUGGACAGAAGCCUACAGAACUGCCUUCAGCUGAUUCAAUGCUCAAACCACCUGUCCAAGUAAGUAGAUCGGACAGCGCAAGUGCUCUUAGGUUUUCAGGGAGUUCUGCAUCAAUGGAGACCAUGUCACAAGAAGUUUUUCCUACCAAUGGUGAACAUAAAAUUUCUGGCCUCCCAUCUGCAGCCAGUGAUACUGAUAUCGGGUAUGCUCCUUCUCCACCGCUUCCUCUAAGUCCUAGGCUGUCACGGAAACUUUCUGGUUAUCAUACUCCGGCAAAUACCGUUGAGUCAGCACUCCCUCAGGGUGAGUUCGGCGGUAAACCUCCAGCCACUGAUUAUUCGCAAAUGGAUGGUGGCCAAAAAAGUUUAUCAGAUGUGUCUUCUGUAGAUGAUGGCUCAAGGAGUGACAAAAAGGUUACACCUGAUGAUGCAGCUGCGAUUCGAAGCCCACCAAUUGUUUUCAAACACCCCACUCAUCUUGUAACACCUUCAGAGAUAUUGAUGGGUGUUUCAUCUGCUGAAGCCACCAUUGCUACUGAGGGCAAGAGAGAUAAAGAUGCAAAUGCUCAGGACGUUGUGGAUACCGAUACAGAUAGUGCAGAGGUAGAGGUUAAAGAAGUAGGUGAAGCAGGAUCAACUCAGAAUGAUGGAAUUAACUAUCACGAAGAAACUGAGAACCGUGUAUCAGAAAAUAGAGAGAAGAUUUUCUGCUCACAGGUCUCAAAUCUCAGUACUGAGAUGGCAAGAGAUUGCCAUGCUGUUAUGGAGGAGAGUUAUGCACCUGAGGAAUCAAAAGCACUUGGUCAAUCUUCUGAAGCUGGGGAGGAAGGUGGUGUUGACUCACGAGGUGCAUCUGGAAAGCUUCCCGAGGUUUCAUCAAGUAUGCUUCCCCAGCCAGCAGCUUCAAAUAGCAAAGGGAGGAAACAGAAGGCUAAAAAUUCAUAUGGUUCCAGUUUGUUGUCUACAUCGUCGAAUGCUGCCGAUCUGGCUGAGUCUUAUAAUGAAGGUUGGAACUCAGGUCUUCCAACUACAGAGUCACUAUUGCCUCAAUUCCUAGCUAUGCAAGAGAUGAUGAAUCAGAUAAUGGCUUCACAGAAGGAGAUGCAGAGACAACUAUCAAAUGCUGUCAAUGGUCCUGUCACUAAAGAAGGUAAAAGACUAGAAGUGGCUUUAGGAAGAACGAUAGAGAAAGUCACCAAGGCGAACACUGAUGCUUUAUGGGCCCGUUUCCAAGAGGAGACAGCUAAAAAUGAGAAAACAUUGCGUGACCACACACAGCAAAUAGUAAAUGCAAUGACGAACUUCAUGAACAAAGAAUUGAAUGCUGUUUUUGAGAAAGUGGUAAAGAAAGAAUUUACUGCAAUCGGACCAGCUAUAGUCCGUUCAGUAACACCAGCUAUUGAGAAAACAAUAUCGUCAGCGAUCACCGAGUCCUUCCAGAGAGGAAUUGGGGAUAAGGCCAUCAAUCAACUCGACAAGUCUGUCAAUGCAAAACUUGAAGCUACUGUAGCCAGGCAAAUCCAAGCGCAAUUUCAGACCUCGGGCAGGCAAGCCCUCCAGGAGGCUCUCAGGUCCAGUUUGGAGGCUUCGGUUAUCCCUGCCUUUGAGAUGUCAUGCAAGACCAUGUUUGAGCAAGUAGACGCCACCUUCCAGAAAGGGAUAGCCGAGCACACAAGUGCAGCCCAGCAACAGUUUGAAUCUGUACAUUCUCAGCUCGCACAUACUUUAAGGGAAACCAUUAAUUCUGCUUCCUCGGUUGCGCGAACACUAAGUUGUGAAAUAACAGAUGGUCAGAGGAAACUUAUAGAACUUGCAGCUGCUGGAGCAAACCCAGGUGCAUCAAAUCCCUUGGUCACUCAACUAAGCAACGGGCCUUUGGGUGCCCUCCUUGAAAAGGUUGAAGCGCCUCCGGAUCCAACAAAAGAAUUAGCCCGGAUGGUGUCAGAGCGCAAGUACGAGGAAGCCUUCACGUCUGCUCUACAGAGGAGUGACGUCUCUAUAGUCUCAUGGCUAUGCUCCCAGGUGGAUCUGCAGGGGCUACUGGCGAUGGUGCCCCUGCCGCUGAGCCAAUGGGUACUGCUGUCACUUCUGCAACAGCUAGCGUGCGAUAUUGGGAAGGAGACGUCGAGAAAGCUGGGAUGGAUGAUGGAUGUGGGUGCGGCCAUAAACCCGGGAGACCAGAUGAUAGCUCUGCACGCAAGGCCCAUCCUGGAGCAGGUUUAUCAGAUCCUUCACCACCACCGCACCACCCCUGGCCUCUCAGGAGGUGACCAAUCCUCUAUCCGCCUUAUCAUGCACGUUAUCAACUCCAUGCUUAUGAGCUGUAAAUGAUUUUAUUAUAUGAUUAUGCUUAACCACUCCUACUGCUACAAACCCCAUCAGUGUCUCUCUUUCUAUAUAUGUACACUUUGGUGUCUGUCUCUGUCUUCAUGUCUGUAGAAAACAAUGGUGUACUUUGUCAGAUUUUGAUUUUUUGUCUUUUCCCAUUUACCUUUUUUUUUAAAAUGUAAAAUCUGAUUUUGGGGUUUUUGUUGUGCCGUGUAUAAUGUCUCUGGGCUGGUUUACUAUAUGUGGGCCCCUUCCGGUUGUCUGGGCCUACUUAU
Tarenaya hassleriana is the source of this 4588-nucleotide messenger RNA. Its product is annotated as enhancer of mRNA-decapping protein 4-like. Gene Ontology annotation, biological process: deadenylation-independent decapping of nuclear-transcribed mRNA. Gene Ontology annotation, molecular function: protein binding. The record is from RefSeq and is a predicted model, not a curated record. Bases 189 to 4316 code for a protein of 1375 amino acids. The transcript has 12 exons. Lineage: Eukaryota; Viridiplantae; Streptophyta; Magnoliopsida; Brassicales; Cleomaceae. Gene Ontology annotation, cellular component: P-body.